UUUUUUUUCAAAAUUGAAGUCUUCUUAUUUCAAGCUCAAUAGAAAUAAACUAAAAAAAUGACUGAUUUUAAAUCCAAUCACGAAUUUGAAAAGGAAUUGAUGAAAUGGAACAAUCGUUUUAUAAAAAUCAAAGAAACUUUUUAUCCACAUUUUGGCAGGACAAUUGUAACUGAAAAAUUCUAUUCCAAACAUGAUUCAUUGAAAAGUAGCGAUGCAAAAAAAUCUAACGUUCAUGGUUAUAUGGAUGAAAUUGGUAAACGGCAAGUUUCAGGACCAAAGCAAAUUUAUGAUAAACCAGCUACGGAAAAUCAAAUGUAUGGAUGGCUUGCUGAUAAAGCAUUUGUGUAUGAAGAUGAAGACGAUAUUGAAUUGUUUUGUAGAGGAAGAAAAAUCGAUCCAAAUAUUAAAGUUCAAAUGGAAAUUAAUGUGGGAAUACAAAGAGAUCGUAAUUACAAUAUGCUGAUAUAGAAUAGUAAAAUUAAUUAAUUAAUUGAAUAUAUCCUUUGCACCUCUAUUUACGACUUUCGGAUGGUGGA
This is a messenger RNA of Episyrphus balteatus (marmalade hoverfly), 536 nucleotides long. RefSeq lists its product as uncharacterized. The transcript has a single exon. The record is from RefSeq and is a predicted model, not a curated record. The coding region runs from base 58 to 468 and encodes 136 amino acids. NCBI's taxonomy places the organism in Eukaryota, Metazoa, Arthropoda, Insecta, Diptera, Syrphidae.